Molecule: messenger RNA, 1080 nt
Organism: Abrus precatorius (Indian licorice)
Lineage: Eukaryota; Viridiplantae; Streptophyta; Magnoliopsida; Fabales; Fabaceae
Product: gibberellin 3-beta-dioxygenase 1-like
Exons: 2
Coding region: 1-1080 (359 amino acids)
Biological process (GO): gibberellin biosynthetic process; response to light stimulus
Molecular function (GO): gibberellin 3-beta-dioxygenase activity
Source: RefSeq, a predicted model, not a curated record
AUGCCUUCUCUCUCGGAAGCCUUUAGAGCACAUCCCGUUCACCUUCACCACAACCACAAGCACCCUGACCUCAGCACACUUCAAGAACUCCCUGAUUCUUAUGCUUGGACACAACUUGAUGAUCAUCCUCACACUUACCCUUCUAAUUCUUCGAGGGGUGAGAGUGUCCCCGUUAUCGAUCUCAACGACCCAAAUGCACCCAAGCUCAUAGGCCAUGCAUGCAAAACAUGGGGUGUGUUCCAAGUGGUAAAUCAUGGCAUCCCUUUGACCCUCUUCACUGACAUUCAAAGGCUUGCCCUAACCCUAUUUUCCCUUCCCUUUCACCAAAAGCUUAAAGCAGCUCGCUCCCCCGAUGGAGUUUCUGGCUAUGGCCGUGCUCGCAUCUCUUCUUUCUUCCCCAAACUCAUGUGGUCUGAGUGCUUCACAAUUGUUGAAUCCCCUCUUGAGCAUUUCCUCCAACUCUGGCGUCAAGACUAUGCUAAAUACUGUGAUAUUGUGGUGAAAUAUGAAGAAGCCAUGGAAAAGCUAGCAGGGAAGCUAAUGCGGCUCGUGUUGGCUUCAAUGGAUAUUUCAAAGGAAGACCUUAAAUGGGCUGGCCCAAGAGGUGAAUUCAACGGAGCUAGUGCAGCCUUGCAUUUGAAUUCUUACCCGAGUUGCCCGGAUCCGGAUCGGGCCAUGGGUCUGGCCCCACAUACAGAUUCCACUCUCCUCACAAUCCUACACCAAAACAAUGUUAGCGGGUUGCAGGUUCUCAGGGAAGGUAAAGGGUGGGUGGCGGUGCCGCCACUUCCUGGAGGGUUGGUGAUCAAUGUCGGUGAUCUGCUCCAUAUUUUGUCAAACGGGUUAUACCCGAGUGUGCUCCAUCGGGUUUUGGUGAACCGCACUCGACAACGGUGUUCUGUUGCUUAUUUAUAUGGGCCCCCAACAAAUGUUAAAAUAUGUCCACAUGAGAAAUUAGUAGGCCCAACUAGGCCCGCUCUUUAUCGAGCAGUGACUUGGAACGAGUACCUUGGCACCAAAGCAAAGCAUUUCAACAAGGCACUCUCAUCGGUUAAGCUUUGUACAUCGAUAAAUAAUUAA